AUGAAGUUGAAAGCUUUGUGUCUAGUGACAGCAUUGUUGAGCUUAUGGCCAUGGGAAGCAAAGGCACAACUGGCUGUAAAACCAGGAAAAUGGAAGCUUCUCAUACAAAAUGGCGGCGUCUCUGCCAUGCACAUGACCACCACGCAUGAAAACACCGUGGUGAUGUUCGACAGGACAAACUUCGGCCCGUCGCAGCUCCAGCUAGACAAAGGGCGAUGCCGGGACAACCCACAAGACACGGCGCUCAAACACGAUUGCACGGCGCACUCCAUUGAGUACACAAUCUCCGCAAACCGUGUCAGGCCGCUUGUGAUAUUCACCGACACCUGGUGCUCAUCUGGGGCCUUUACCGCAAACGGUACGCUGGUGCAAACCGGCGGGUACCGGGACGGGUCGCGGGACAUCCGGUACUUCGUUCCCUGCUCGGGCGGUAACUGCGACUGGAACAAUUUCGAGGGCCCGAAGCUCGCCGCAGACCGGUGGUAUGCCGCCAACCAGGUCCUGCCGGACAACCGUAUCAUCAUCGUCGGAGGCACCCGGAUGUUUAACUAUGAGUUUGUCCCCAAGACCCCCGGCGAAGGAGUUUUCAACCUCCCAUUUCUCUCGCAGACCCGAACCAGCGCCCAAGUGGAAAACAAUCUUUAUCCGUUUCUCCACCUCUCGUCCGAUGGCAAUCUCUUUAUCUUCGCCAACAGGGACUCCAUUCUCCUCAACUACAAAACCAAUGCUGUCGUCAAGACAUUUCCCAGAAUGCCGGGUGACGGCUCACGGAACUACCCGUCCACCGGGUCGUCCGUCAUGCUGCCGCUCUCUGCCUCGGACGGGUUUACGAAAGUGGAAGUUGUCAUCUGUGGGGGGUGCCCAGACAACGGGUUCGCACUGGCUAGCGCUGGUAAUUUCACAGACGCGCUCCGCAGCUGUGGACGAAUGGUGAUUACGGACCCAAAUCCUUCGUGGAGUAUGGAAGACAUGCCCGGACCGAGAACCAUGUCAGACAUGCUUAUUCUCCCCAAUGGUGAAAUCAUCAUCGUCAAUGGAGCAGCAAAGGGUGUUGCAGGGUGGGACAUGGCGACUGCCCCUGUCUUGACGCCUUACCUUUACCGACCCAGUGCUGCUUCCGGACAGCGCUUCUUCACCCUGGCGGCCACGGGAAUCCCAAGAAUGUACCAUUCUUCUGCUAGCAUGUUGGCCGACGGGAGAGUCUUUGUGGGCGGGUCCAAUCCCCAUGCGGGCUACGUCUUCUCGGGAACUACUUUUCCGACGGAGCUCCGGCUCGAGGCGUACAGUCCUUAUUACUUAGAGGACGUCUACACUAGCCAAUUCCGCCCUAAUAUAAUGUCUCUGUCGUCCAACUUGAUCUCCUAUGCGGCCACCUUCAGGGUUGUUUACUCUCUUCCAAAUCCUCUUACCGGUGUUAUACAGUUCAAUGCCUACGCCCCAUCGUUUACCACGCACACUAAUUCGAUGAACCAGAGGCUGCUCAUUCUCGCAGCUAAAACAUUGACGAUUGUUUCGAAUGGGACUGGGAAUGUCGUUUAUUCUUCCACUGUAACUGCCCCGCCUAGCGCAGUGGUGGCGCCGCCGGGAUAUUACAUGCUGUUUGUGGUAAAUAAUGGCAUCCCUAGCGUCGCCCGGUGGGUUCAGUUUUCGUAA
Cryptomeria japonica (Japanese cedar) is the source of this 1653-nucleotide messenger RNA. Its product is annotated as aldehyde oxidase GLOX-like. The transcript has a single exon. Lineage: Eukaryota; Viridiplantae; Streptophyta; Pinopsida; Cupressales; Cupressaceae. The record is from RefSeq and is a predicted model, not a curated record. Bases 1 to 1653 code for a protein of 550 amino acids.